AGCUGGAGCUUUUGUUCCCACUCACCCUCGUAUAUGUAUGUAUGUGUAUGUAUGUACUGGCUCCACUGGCGUGGCGUGAAUUUUGUACGUUCACUCCAGCUCCAUUUCCAUUUCCAAGCAGCCCAGCCAGCCGACCGUAGUAAAAUCCAGUUUUGAUAAAAAUAAACAAAGUGCGCUACACCGCGCUCUAUACGCUACACUAUGAGUUUCCAGCCUUUGCGGCAGGGUAACCUGGAAAAAGGAUCUGUGUUGGGGGCUAAGCGGGGCAGGGUAGAAAGAUCACUUAGGAUACUUUUCCCUGAGAGAGAAUGACAUGUCCGCUCAAGUCUCUGGACGGACGUCUAGAAUGCUAUAACCUCUUUCUGUGGCAGAGCAUAUUGGAUUCGUUACGGCGGGCCCACAACGGCGAAGUUAACAACCGUAAAAAGCGCAAAUACGACACAGCGAGUUGCGACCAGCGGAAGCUUAACAUCCGGAUAAUAUUGCCAGGCGGUUCAGUUGUUGUUCUGCUGCCUCGCCUGUUUCUCUUCUUCUUCUUCAUGGUCUUCGGUUCGUGGCAAAGCCUGUUGCUCAAGCCUCUCUCCUUCUCCUUCCCGUCUUCUCAGCCUCUGCCUCUGCCUCCGCCACCGUCUCCGUCCGCUCUUUCCACGAUUCUCUCUCGGCACCGCCAAAAGUGCUGGCUGAGCGCUUGAGCUGCGCGAGUCGCUUGCCGGGAAAAUCGGAACUGGAAUUGGGUAUCGGGAUUGGAUAUUGGCAACUCGGAUCUGGACAUGGAGCU
Molecule: messenger RNA, 778 nt
Organism: Drosophila rhopaloa
Lineage: Eukaryota; Metazoa; Arthropoda; Insecta; Diptera; Drosophilidae
Exons: 2
Coding region: 309-692 (127 amino acids)
Source: RefSeq, a predicted model, not a curated record